Molecule: messenger RNA, 2112 nt
Organism: Echinococcus granulosus
Lineage: Eukaryota; Metazoa; Platyhelminthes; Cestoda; Cyclophyllidea; Taeniidae
Product: Pentatricopeptide repeat-containing protein
Exons: 9
Coding region: 1-2112 (703 amino acids)
Molecular function (GO): protein binding
Source: RefSeq, a predicted model, not a curated record
AUGUGGAACUUUGCUCGGCAGUUAGGUUUGGUCACAGCUCCCCAGUUAAUGCGUUUGGUUAAUGACCUGGAUAAACGAGUGUAUCGUGCGCAGUUCCCUGCAAAUCCUACUUACGUCGCUGAUAGAUCAGUAGACUCUUCAAGCAAUUCAGUGGCAAGGGGAGUGAUUAGUUUGAAUGCUGAACCGGUGGUAUUUGGAGCUCUUGCUGAUCGGGCUGGUCUAUUGGAUCCUGACGACUUUGAUGAGUUUGAUGUCGCGGGGGAGCAGCCCGUUAAAGAUAACCAUCUUCGCUUAUCAAAAACCGGAAGAAAUCACGAACCUACUUGGUAUCUUUGGAGAAUAAACAAGCUCUGUAAAGAUGGAGAUACGCGCUCGGCAGUUGAGCUUUUUUUCCACAAAAUGUUAACUGUUGAUCGAGUCAUGCCGGACCGUAAUAUCAUUCACCUUCUUUUGAGUGGACUGGCCGAGGUGGGUGACAGCGAGUCUGCCUUCAAGGUUUAUCGUAAGAUGACCGAAUUGGGCAUCCCUGCAACCAAUUCUACAUAUUCACGCCUUUUUAGUUCGCAAUCUGACCUCGAUUUGCUUGCUGGACCCGCUCUUGGACGUGCAAAGGGUCUUUGGGUUCGGUUGCACGAACGUGGCUUUCGAAUGAAUCGAAUCACCUACAACACGCUUCUGCAGACUCUGGCUAAAGCUGGUGACCUCCAUGCCUGCUUCCAGGCGCUGGAUGCGAUGUUGCUAGGUCAGGGUGGACUGCCACCAUCGAUUCUGCACUCUUCGAUGACUCCUCCUUCGCCCACUUGCUCAGCUGAGCCCCUUCCGCCCUUCCGACCAGAUGAGUACACUCUGACUGCGGUUCUCACAGCGGUGCUACAGUCUUUCAAGUCUGGCUUCCUUGUCUCGUCCCUUGACGCCCUCCGCUUGGCACUGCACGCGUGGCACCUCAUCCUCCCUCGUCUGCCACGUAGGCAGCCCAGUUUGCAUCACUUUACUCUCCUUGCUGGCAUUGCUGCUCUCACCGAGCCCAAGAAUGGUCGAUUUUCCCUCCCCACAUCCCUUGGGAGUGGUAUCGGACGGCGAAAAGCCGACACCUCAGCGAAGAACUAUCUUGAGGUGAUCCCCGAGAGCUUGCCGAAACUGCGAGAACCGCAGCCUUCCCUAUCUCCGCGCAUUUUGGCCUCUGAGAAAGCGGCAAAGAACCUUUUGAGACGGGUGGCGCUUCUGGCAUCGGGUGGUGACAUACCGUCACAACUCUCAACUAACUCAACCCCCUCCGACACCACUCCUCUAGUACCUGUUUCUUCAAAUUCCUGUUUUUUGCUGCCGAAUACGUUUUCUCCUGAUUGGACUAAUCCUGACAUAGUUAUGCGGAGCCAAGUAAAUCUCUUACUACCGCUUCCGCAGGAGGGUAUCAGACUCUCUCAAUCACCGACGUCACCACUGAUUACAAAGGUUGCCGCCCUUUUGCCACCUCCCUCGGAGAACGCGGGCGCCGAGUUGGAUCGGUGGGAAAGCGCACUACUUAACGCUAUGGAUAGUAACAAAGUCAUUUUGGACUUACCCGUACUCAACGUCCUCCUUCAGCGGAGAACAACACAUGGACUGCCUGUGGACGAAUUGAUGUCUAUCGCGAAUCGUCAAGGCCUUUCGCCAGAUGAAUUCACUUGGAGUUGUUUGGCGCGCGGGUGCCGCACCACAAAGCAGGUUCGAGAUUUCCUCACCAGCUACUCAAAGGCUGCUAAACUGACGUGGGACUCAGGGCUACCAGCCCACGUUGGCACAGUGCGCCCCAGCCUCCAUGUUUACGCCACCCUCCUUGCCUCCACCAAGUUCUACUGGGACUCUAAGAUAAUCAUUAUCCGGUCUAUGAUGGGCUCCAGUCAGUUGACUACAAAGUCGAAACAGCGAAAAAAGGAAAAGGAAUCACCAGACUCACAGCCUUACGACUCUCCCAUCCUCCCAAACCGUCGUCUAAUCGCCAAUCUCGAGCUGGAAAUCGCUCACUUCCGUGAUUUAGUUGCUCGCGGCAUCGUACCGAAAGGCAGUGGCUUUUCUCGCAUUUUUGAUUUCAUGGGUCAAGUGUGCGAGCUUGCGAUCGAACUGGAGGUGUGA